UCGCAGUCUUUCAAGUUUUAAUCUUUAAUAAACUAAAGAAUUAAUGUUCACUUUAAUAUAAAUUUUUAUUUAAACUUCACAAAGAUUUUUAAUUCUGGGUCAGAAUGAACUGGUUUCUUCAAAUUAGUGCCCUGUCUGUAAUUUUCUGUAAAACUAGAUGUCAAAAUCACGAUUUUAAGAAUUGUCCAGAGAAUAUGAUCUUUAUCCCAUCAGAUGAGAAUUUAAACGAUUGGAUUUGCCACUGUGAAGAAUCUGAUUUAUACUUUCCUGCAACCAAUUCUUGUCACGAGGCUUACAAACGCGGACCUUGUCCUCCUGAAAAUUACCUGAUUUUUCCACCAGGAGAAAAAUGGGAAAAAUGUGAAAAAAAUCCUUGUCUUCAAGAUGGUCUCGUUUUAUUUGAAGGAUCCUGCGCUCCAAUCAAAAAUCCUUUUGGAAAUUAUUUAAUUAAAAAGUUGUUGAGGGUCCACAAAUUUGAUUUAAGAUCACGAUUCUCCAGGUCAACAAUAAAAGCAACUAAUAUUGUUACUGCACCUGUGAAACCUUGUCCAAAAGGUACUCGCAGGGAUAGUAGUGGAAUUUGCAGGCCCGAGUUAGGCUCACAGGAGUAAUGAUACACAUCCAAAAAAUUCUCUAGAUGUUUAAUUUAUACUACUAUCAGUCAAUUUCUUGCUUUAAAUCAUUUAAUUUUAUACGGUCAAUGCAAAAUAUCCUGUAAAAUAUUUUUUAAGCUUACCGUACAUGUAUUUCAAAAGGAUUGUUUUGUCUCGAAUGAAUGAAAAGCAGGCUCAGGCAAAUUUGUAAUGCUAAUAUAGUCGUGGCAGAAAAAAAUAUUGUUUUUUAAGUUUAACUUAAAAUAUGAACAUAUAUAAACAUUUUUAUGGAAUUUCUAUUUGUUUGUUUCAUUCUAAAAUCAGGACAUUUUUAAAUAUGAAAAUAAAGUUACAGCUUGGUAGAUGUGCCGCGCCAAGAAAACUGUC
Belonocnema kinseyi is the source of this 980-nucleotide messenger RNA. RefSeq lists its product as uncharacterized. Lineage: Eukaryota; Metazoa; Arthropoda; Insecta; Hymenoptera; Cynipidae. The record is from RefSeq and is a predicted model, not a curated record. The transcript is spliced from 2 exons. The coding region runs from base 105 to 611 and encodes 168 amino acids.